AUGGAACUACUUGUACCAAAGUCAAUAAGGAAUGCAGUGUCUGCUUCAUUUGUGGGAUGGGCUCAUAACUACUUGUUCUCUCACUUCUUUGUAAGAUUGAGACGUGGAAUGCUCACGGUGGUCAUUGAUGAUGCCGCCUAUCCAUCACACAGCACAUCCACUCCAUCAUCAUUGGUCUAUGGCAACAUCAACAGUCCAGCCUCAGAGUGCGCCACACUCACCAUCAACAACCUCUACAGAUUCAUGACCAAGGUUCUCUUUGGAGGAGACGUUGGCUUCGCAGAGUCGUUCAUCUUGGGUGACAUCCAGGUCAGUGACAUGACCAUACUUCUAAAGAUACUUAUAAACAACAGAUAUAACUUGGAUGGACUAGACAGCAAGUGGGCUUUCCUCAAGCAUGGUGUGGACCGUGUGUAUCACAUGUUGAGGAACAACUCAAUUGAGGGCUCCAAGGAGAAUAUUAAGGCUCACUAUGACUUGUCGAACGAGAUGUUCCAGUUGUUCCUCGACCCCACCAUGAGCUACUCAUGCGCCAUCUUCCAGAGCCCCGACGAGCCGCUGGAGGAUGCCCAGAUGCGCAAGAUCCGCACACUGAUCGACAAGGCCAACCUGUCGCCCAACCACCAUCUCCUGGAGAUUGGCUCGGGCUGGGGUGCGCUCGCCAUGGAGGCCGUACGCAGGACCGGAUGUCGCGUGACCACCAUCUCACUGUCGAUUGAGCAGGUCAACCUUGCCAAGAAGCGCAUCGAAGAAGCCGGACUCUCCAGCCGCAUCGAUGUCCUCCUCAUCGACUACCGCAACCUCACCGACAAGUACGACCGCAUAAUCAGUUGUGAAAUGUUAGAGGCCGUUGGCCAUGAGCACUAUGGAGAGUAUUUCUCUUCCCUCGAAAGAUUACUUAAACCAGAUGGUAUUGUUGUGAUACAAUACAUCUCUUUUAAUGAUCAGAGAUAUGAGGAGUACAGGAAGGGUUGUGACUUUAUCCAAAAGUACAUCUUCCCGGGCGGCCUGUGUCCCUCGAUCAACUCGGUGAUCAACGCCGCCACCACACACUCGCAGCUGAUGCUGGAGCACCUGGAGAACUUUGCUCCACACUACGCCAUCACAUUGGACAGGUGGAAGCAGACGUUCCUAAACAACCGCGCGCGUAUCCUCGCCAGCGGCUUUGACGAGCAGUUCAUCCGCAUGUUUGUCUACUACUUCUGCUACUGCGAAGCUGCAUUUGAGACACGCACCAUCAACCUGCUACAGGUGGUCUUCUCGCGUCCAUGCAACCCCAACCUGCCCACCUACUUUGCCGCCUCGCCCGCCAUCGUCCACCCCGCAGCCUCCAGCAGUGACAGCAGCAAGAUGUGUGGAGACUAUUGUGAGUCCAUUGGCGACUCGCGAUCAUCACCAUCAUCGCCUCAGAUGUCCGACAUUGCCAACCAAGCAGUGCCAAUCCAACAGGAGUAA
This is a messenger RNA of Acytostelium subglobosum LB1, 1455 nucleotides long. RefSeq lists its product as hypothetical. Bases 1 to 1455 code for a protein of 484 amino acids. The transcript has 4 exons. Lineage: Eukaryota; Evosea; Eumycetozoa; Acytosteliales; Acytosteliaceae. The record is from RefSeq and is a predicted model, not a curated record.